This is a messenger RNA of Rhinichthys klamathensis goyatoka, 2575 nucleotides long. It is a transcript of the gene arfip1, whose product is annotated as ADP-ribosylation factor interacting protein 1 (arfaptin 1). Gene Ontology annotation, cellular component: trans-Golgi network membrane. Lineage: Eukaryota; Metazoa; Chordata; Actinopteri; Cypriniformes; Leuciscidae. Gene Ontology annotation, molecular function: phospholipid binding; protein domain specific binding. Bases 174 to 1619 code for a protein of 481 amino acids. The record is from RefSeq and is a predicted model, not a curated record. The transcript has 10 exons. Gene Ontology annotation, biological process: intracellular protein transport; regulation of Arp2/3 complex-mediated actin nucleation.
UACUGACACACACGUCCUCUUCCGGGUGUUUUUGAAAAGACUUUAACUGAGCUGUGGAGGGAUUCGCUGUGUAUCGAAUGAUACACACACAGCAACUCGAACUCAAGCAAAGAUCAUUUUUAUGAAACGAGCUGUGCAACAGGAAAGAGAACAGUUGUAAUCUGUGUGCAGGAAUGUCAGAAGCUAGUUUUGACUCGGAAAAGAAUGCUUCACAGGAUAAUCAAUCGGACCCUAAAGAACAGCAGGGCCUCCAAAAUACUGCUGAAUCUCUGAGCCAAUCAGAGGCCAGAAAAAACAGCCUGGAUGAAACGUGCAUGACUGAAAUUGACAUCAGUGAGAACAAGGAAGUUGGAAACCACAAUAAUACUCUUAGUAAGGAUGGUGAUGAAGAUGAGGAUUCUCAGGCCCACAGUAAAACUAGUGGAAUCAUUGAGGAUAAUCGUGAUUCUGAAACAACGAGCAGUGUGGCGACAGAAGCUGAAGUGAAGGUGGCUAUGGCAGAGGAGGCCCACAGAAGCCCAGCUGCUCAAAUCUCAGUCACCAGAAACGGAGAAGCAGACAAAAGUCACGAGGAAGUGUUUCAGAGGGAUGUUCCACAUAAUAUCUCCUCUGGACCAAUCAUGUCACACUCCCACAAUUCAAAUGAAAACUAUGCAAUGACUGAGGGAGUGGUCCAAGUGGGUCCAUUCACAGAGUCGCCAUUCCAGGCCACCACACCUACAGUUGUCCCCAGUCCUGCAGCAGCCAGCCGGCUAGCUCGCAGCAUCAGCGAUAGUCAGGUGGAGACACACAAAGGUGAUUUGAGAGAGCAGCAGAUGGGAGGAGCAGUGGUCCUUGCCGAUGACAUGAAGAGUCCUGCCAUAGAGAAACUGGAGCUGGUGAGGAAGUGGAGCAUCAACACUUACAAAUGCACUAAGCAAAUUCUGUCAGAGAAGUUAGGUCGCGGCUCCCGUACGGUUGAUCUGGAGCUGGAGGCUCAGAUUGAGGUUCUUCGUGAAAACAAACGCAAGUACGAGCAUGUUGUGAAACUGGCGCAGACGCUGUGCGCUCAGCUGGCGCAGAUGCUGCAGACGCAACGACAGCUAGGUGAUGCGUUCGCUGACCUUAGUCUCAAGACACCCGAACUACAUGAGGAAUUUGGCUACAAUGCUGAAACCCAAAAACUCCUGGCGAAAAAUGGAGAAACCCUGUUAGGAGCUAUCAACUUCUUCAUCGCCAGUGUUAAAACUCUAGUGGACAAAACUAUAGAGGACACCUUGAUCAACAUUAAGCAAUAUGAAGCAGCAAGGAUUGAAUAUGAUGCGUAUCGCACAGAUUUAGAGGAGCUCAAUCUGGGUCCACGGGACGCCAACACACUCCCCAAGAUUGAGCUGUCUCAGCAACAGUUCCAGAUCCACCGUGAAAAAUAUGAAAAGAUGCGCAAUGACGUCUCGGUCAAACUUAAGUUUCUGGAGGAAAACAAGGUGAAGGUUUUACACAACCAGCUGAUUCUCUUCCAUAACGCCAUCGCAGCGUACUUCGCAGGCAACCAACAGCAGCUGGAACAAACCCUUAAACAGUUCCACAUCAAACUAAAGUUACCAGGAGGAGAAACCCCCUCUUGGCUGGAGGAGCACUGAUUGAGUCAGCAUUCCUGAAAUAUGUGCACUCCUAAAGGAAACCAAAUCCAAAAAAAAAAAAAGCAAAAAUGUUUCUAUCACUCCUUUCCCUUUUUACUCCUUUCAGGACACUAAAUCCUGUCAAUAAAUGUUUAAGACAGGAAAUUGUUUGAUAAAAGAGAGAAAUAUUUAGCCCCUCUCUUUAUCCUUGUAAUGUCUGACUUUACACUUGAAUAUUAGUUUUUAAAAUAAAUGCUUUUUCUUUUGUCAGAGAGUUUGCACUCUCUUGCACAACAACAACAACAACAAAACAAUCUUGUUGUUUUUGAAUCAAGUUACCAGCACUUUAUGGUAUACAAAAAUACAGACAAUUUAACAGGAAGCCGAAAGAAAUGAAGCACCAUGUGAAUGUUGUAAAGCCUUUAAAGUAGUUUUUCCACAAAGAUGAUUCAAAAUCAAAUCGAUCUUGGAAUAAAACCGUUACCAGUCUGAGACAUAAUUCUAGACCUCACUUGUGUCCACCUCUCCUAACUCUUAUGUAACUGCAUUGUUAUAUUGUCAUCAAGUGCAAUGGCAUAAAUUUCUACACUGCCGCCUUCAAGGGCACGUUCAACUGAAAGGUUGGCCAUUUUAGUACAAACUUGAAGUUUUGCUAUGAUGCAUUUACUGUUCUCACAAUUAAAAUAAAAAGGGCAGGAUAAUAGGAUGUUAUAAAUGCUCAAUCUUUGGCUUUUUAUCUUUAAAGUUUACUAAAAUUUGUAUAGGGAAACUUUUGUAGAUUCCAUGGUGAGGGGAUGGGGCUUCAUUUCUGACUUGAUGUGCCUUGCUCUUUAUCAAUCAUCAAUUUUAAGCAUCUUCAGUGUUGUCAGGAGUUGUGGAAAACAAAUGUACUCCCAUUGCUAUCCUACAGACUAUAUAAUGGACCAAUAAACACAGCCAUAUGUGCAGCCCUGGAUAAUCACAUAUGCGUACACGUA